GGACGAUCAAACGGCUUUUAAUUACAGCGUUUAUAAUCUGCGGACGACCACCGGAGUCCCUUUGAAAACAUUAUAGAAGAAUGUUCGUCACCGUCAGACGGAUUACAAUGGUUGGACUGUAGCGCACCAGGAGCUGCAGCAGCAGGGAUGAGGAUCCGGCUGCAGGGUCCCGGCCAUGCUGCCAGCCUUCUCACUGAGCUCAACCGCUGCCGACAAUCGCGUCGAUACUGCGACGUGAUCCUACAAGUCGGCAACCGCACGUUCGCAGCGCACCGUGCAGUGCUGGCCUGCGCCGGGACGUACUUCCGCAACCUGUUCGCUCGGGCUCCGGCCCCGUCCACCGCCGCCUUCUCUCUGGAGUUCAUCUCCCCGGCCAACUUUGAGAAGGUGUUGACGUUCGUCUACACGGGGGAGAUCUUCACCGAUCUCAUAGAUGUCGGGGUACUCUAUGAGCUGGCUGAGAGGCUGGGCGUUAGUGAGCUGGUGAGGGCCUGUCACGCUACCUUCCCUGACCUGCAGGCUUCUGUGUCCGCAAACUGUAAAGCCGGCAGCUCUGGAGACCUCACCCUGGACUCCAGCAUGGUCGCCGCUGCUGCUUCCUCAGUGGCUGCUGUCAGUGCAGCUUCUGCAUCGUCUGCGUGCUCCUCCGCCGCCUCCUGCUCGUCUCUGUCUUCGUCUGCUGCCCCGACCCCUGCUGCCGCUCCCUCGCCUCUCUUUCAAGCCAGGACAGCCAGGACCGGCGGCGAAGCUCACGCCGGGGCUCUGUCUCUGGACCUGAAGGCAGAGGACAUCCAGUCUCACAUCGGCUACGGGCAGAUGGCGACAGAUCAUCAACCAGCAGGAGGACACAGUCUUUUAACCAGCAGCCAUUCCAGUCAGUGUGAUAGCGUGUUGCCUCCGGGGCCAGUGCUCCAGCUGAAGACCGAGCAGGGGCUGGAUGAAGAGGAGGCAGAAGGCAGCUGUGAGGAUGGUGGCAGAGACAGACGAAGCUCCCUGCCUCAGAGCAGCGACGCUGCACCGUCUGACUCCUGCUCCUUCCCGGACUCCUCGGCUCAGCUCGGAGCCGAGGCCUGCGACCCGACGUCGUCCUCGGGAGAGCCUCUAGGUAGCCUGCAGGUGGGGUCGGUGGAGGGCAACAUGGUGGACGUCCAGAGGGACGGCAGGCUGAUGUUUGGAGAGGUGGAGGAGGGAGAGAACGAGGAAGAGAGGGAGGCUCUGCAAGGGAAUGGAGCAAUAGAGGGAACAGAGGAGGAGCAGUGGAGGCAGCUGGCAGGAGAGAUCAUCGAGCUGAGCGACGAUGAGAACUUCAUGGAGGAGGGAGAUGAAGAUGACGAUGAAGACGACCUUGUGUGUGUGGAGAAUGGAGAAGGGGGGAACUCAAGCAGCCAGGUGACAGGUAACAUGCUGUCAUGUAAAGCCUGUGCAGCGCCUCUCCCAGCAGACCCGGCCGCCAUCAGAAGACACGCCGAGACCCACCUGACGGAGCUCGGGCUCUGCAGAGUGUGCGGGGCCUCGUUCCCGGACCGCGCCGCCGGCGUCACCCACUCCCUCUCCCACGUCGGGGUGCAGCUCUUCACCUGCGAAAUGUGCCACUCGCAGUUCUGCAGCCAGAACAAACUGCUGCGCCACCACCGCCAGACAGCCUCCAGUUACACGAUACCACCGGGGGCGCUGACCAACAGCGGCCAGGGCCUGAGCGCCGAGCUGCAGUGUGCAGUGUGCACCAAAACCCUCAGCAAGGACUUCCAGACUGUCAAAGACCACCUGCUGAGCCAUGUGUGUCCCCAGAGCCUGAGCUGCGGUGUGUGUCACCUCCCCCAGCUCUCCCUGUGCUCCCUGCUGUGGCACGCCCUCGCCCACCUCGCCCUGCCCGUCUUCAGCUGCCCACACUGCGGCCGCUGCUUCGUGGAGCGCUCCCUGCUGGACAGACACAUGACUGCGCACGCUGAGGAGGCGGCCGCUAAGGAGAGGGAGCUGAGGGCUCUCAGAGUCGGAGCAGAUGGAGUCGGGGGAGGUGGUGUGGCAGGGGCGGAGGAUUUGCAUUGCUUCCUGUGCCCGCAGGACCACCUCAGCCUGCACACCAGCGAGUCCCUGGGGACCGGUGGAGGCGUUGGGAGUCAGGGCUGGCUGGGCAAACGUAAAGCUGACCAGUCUCUGGAGUGCCCUCCGUCUUCCUGCUCCUCCUCAUCUUCGCGGGAGGUCGGCGGCCUCGUGAGAAUGAGCAACAUGGGAUUGGGGCUGGGGAUGAGCUUCAGCAUACCAGAUAGGUUUUUUCAAGGGUCCGUGCACAGCCUGUCCUCUGGGGUCCUGACCAACGGGAGUUCAGGCCAGGACGGGGGCGCCGGAGCGGCGGGCGUCCGCGGGAAAUGGUACCGCUGUCGCUACUGCGGCAAACGUUUCGCCCACUCGGGGGAGUUCACCUAUCACCUUCGCAUCCACACCGGGGAGAAGCCCUACCAGUGCAAAGUCUGCCUGCGCUUCUUCAGAGGCCGCUCCACCAUGAUCUGCCACCUGAAGACGCACGCCGGCGCCCUCAUGUACCGCUGCACCGUCUGCGGCCUUUACUUCUCCACGCUGAAGCUGGUGUCGUCACACAUGGAGCUCCACAAGGACCACCUGCCCCCGGACUUCAACAUCGAGCAGACCUUCAUGUACAACGAUCACUCUAAAGAGCCGCUGCCCGCCGUGGACACCUGAUCGUCUGUCGGCCGGCGUCUCUCUCCCCGCCCCGUUCCCUCUCUGACACUUCCUCUGUGUCUGGUUGUCGUGGACCACAUACUGCAUAUAAUAGACUAGGGCUGCAACUAAUGAUUAUUUUCAUUAUUGAUUAUUUUUCUAUUGUUUUGACGAAUUGAUUAUUUGUUUACGUCAAAAAUUAAAAAAAAUGCCUAAGUUGCCUGAGUCUAAGGUGACCUCUUCAGAUUUUGUUCCACCAACAGUCCAAAACCUCAGUUAAAAAUGAUAUUAAACAGAGAAAAGCAGCAAAUCCUCACAUUUGAGAAGCUGGAACAAGAGACUGUCGGCGUUGUUUGUUUGAUCUGUGACUUAAACGACUAAAUCGAUGAUCAGAAUUAUUGAAGAUUUCUUUUCUGUCAAUCAACUACUCAACUAAUCGUGCCAGCUCUAUAAUAGACUUAGACUUUUAGAAUGUAGUGGACAUGUUACCUGUGAGAUGCUGUUCGCUGAGUCGACCUGUGGAGGUUUGUCUCUGUGAGCUAAGAUGAAAAGAAGCCACUUGGUGGCAGUGUGUAUCCUGUUGUGUGUCAGUGACAGAAGGGACGUCCUCUGCUGGCGCUCUCCACUCUAAACAAGUCUGUAUCUCCAUAACUUCAAUAUCAGGAUGGGCUUUUAUGUCAGUGAUUGAUAAUUACACUGUUAUUAAAGUAGCACCUCAUUGUAGCAUAGAAAUUAUUUUCCUAUAUUUGCAGUCAAUGUUUUGGCACACGUGGUUUUUUAUGUGUCUUUUAAAGUUUCAUUUUUCAGUCCACAAACAUACGAGUGCAUUUUAUUGGCACAUAAAGACGUGUUUCUGAUGUUGAGGCGUCUUCAUGAAGGAUUUGCUGUUAAGUCACGUGUAAAAAAAAAAACAAACAUGAUAUUUAAGUGCCCAUCACAUUUCAGUGUAAUAUUUGUGUCUUACCUCAUAUUUAUGAUGAUAGUGCAACUAUUUAUUAUUUUUAUGCCUUUAUACAUUUCAUUAUCUGUUUCUAAAAGCUAUCUAUGAAUGUUGGCCUUUUUUUAAUAUUGUUUUUGAAAAGAAUAAAUAAUAAAUGCCUCUAGGAAGACUGUUAUUACCCCUGAAUGACUUUUCUAAUCUGUUUCCAAUGACCUUUAAAAGCGUCCCGCACCACAAAACCCAUCCCUCAUCAGAAUUUCAGUGAUGAACUUGCAGAAUUGUGUCGUAUUGUGAACCUCCUGCUUCCAGGGGCUUGUGACCUUUGCCCUUUUAAAGCCCCGUCUCUUCCUGUUAUUGUGCCAUCUGUGGACUUACGCCCCCUUUUCCUUUUUCUGCCCUCUUAUCGUCGAAACUGUUGAA
Messenger RNA from Chelmon rostratus (copperband butterflyfish), 4036 nucleotides. Its product is annotated as zinc finger and BTB domain-containing protein 39. Gene Ontology annotation, molecular function: protein binding. Gene Ontology annotation, biological process: regulation of cytokine production; regulation of immune system process; negative regulation of transcription by RNA polymerase II. The record is from RefSeq and is a predicted model, not a curated record. The transcript is spliced from 4 exons. NCBI's taxonomy places the organism in Eukaryota, Metazoa, Chordata, Actinopteri, Chaetodontiformes, Chaetodontidae. Bases 148 to 2697 code for a protein of 849 amino acids.